Paramecium tetraurelia is the source of this 4413-nucleotide messenger RNA. RefSeq lists its product as uncharacterized. The transcript has 3 exons. Lineage: Eukaryota; Ciliophora; Oligohymenophorea; Peniculida; Parameciidae. Gene Ontology annotation, molecular function: protein binding. Gene Ontology annotation, cellular component: late endosome; HOPS complex. Gene Ontology annotation, biological process: protein targeting to vacuole; endosomal vesicle fusion. The record is from RefSeq and is a predicted model, not a curated record.
AUGUACUACAACGACCAGUAGAAGCAGGAGUAGAGGAGGAUUAAUUUAGACUUGAAUGAGAGUGCUUUAAGGACAGAAAUAACUCCUGAGGGUGUGUUUCAACAAUUUUAUUCUUCGGAAUUGGAUCAAAUAAUUUACAGGAAGGAGUUCUAGAAUCCAAAAUAUCUGUAAGAGAUUUCAUUAGAUGGAACAAAGUUUAAGUAUUAGAAUGAGCAAUUUGAUUAUUCAUUUCCACUUUAAUCAUAGACGUUGUAUUAUUAGCCGAAACUCAAGGACAUAUUUGAAUUUGAGGUAUUCCCUCAUACAAAACCCAAUCCAAAGUGUUUGGCAGUAUAAAAAAAUAAGAUUGCAAUAGCUUAUGCAGAAUUUUUAUAAAUAUGGAAUAAGAAGAAAGAGAAGGAGUAUAUACUUCCAUUAGGUGAGAUAUCGUGCAUGGAAUUUAGUAAGGAUGGUAAUUUGUUAUUUUGUGGUUAAAAUAAGGCCAUUUUGUUGAUCGAUAGCAACAAAGGAAUUUUGGUGUAAGCAUUUCCAAAUAUUCAUAUACAGAGAAUAAUAGUAAUACGGUGCAUAUGGAAAAACAAAGAGGAAUAGUUUGUAACAACAUCAAUAGACGCUUCUGGAUAAUCCUUGUUGAUUAAUUUUACAAAGGGCAUAUUCAGUUAUUCAAUAGAUGAAUGGGAAUUGCUCGACACAAUGUAAUUUCCUACAGGAUCAAUGAAGUAUAUUUAAAUGACUGAGAAUCGUAUCUUAAUUGGGAUCAAUAGCAUUUAAUUUUUUUGGGUUGUUUAUGUUGAAAUCAUGAGUACAAAGGAGAUUACAUUUAAGUUAGUAUAUGAAUUCAAGAAUCCAAGGAAGGUAAGAGAUUCACAAAUAUUUAAAACAUCUUGCGCCAUAGGGAGAGGUCUGGUGAGAAUCAAGGAUCAAUUGAGUAGGAGGUAUGUGAUGGCAUUUGUUUGGGAUAACAAAUUGCAUCACUUGGUUUUGGAGAAUGACAGAUAAAUUGAAAUGGGUUCAUCUAUAUUUCAUAGAUCCUAAUACAUCAAUGUAGGGAGUUUAGUUUAUGAAUGUGACUUUUUGAAGGAUUCUCUGUAUUUGUUGUACUCUGACAAAGGAAUUAUAAUUAUGAAUACUCUGCAUAUUGAUAUGAAUUAAUCAGAACAGCAGUUGAGUUCAAUCAAGCAUUAAUAUUUUGAUAAUCCAGGAUUCAGACCUACAGGAUAUUAAUUCAGAAGGUGUAAGACAUUAAUGAAAAAAGUCACUCAGCAGUAUGUUAAAUUGAAGUUAUACAAUGAUCCCAUUUGCAAUUACAGUCAACAAUUUUCGCAUUAGAAUGCUCUUUUUAAUGAUAGGUGUGUUCAGAGUAGUUUGGUUGGACAGGGGAAGAUAGUAAAGCACUUGAUUCAAGAGGAGGAGUGGCUGUAUUGCAUGAAUUAUGUGUUGAGUUUGUACUUGGGAUUUAAUGAAUAUUAUAGUGAGUUCAUAGAAUUGAAUAAGGAUGAGAGAUAUUCAUUGAUAAAACACAGUGUGGAAGAUCUGUCAUUGAAAUAUAUAAAGAUUUGUGUGCAAUUAAUUUAAACCAAUAUUUCAGCCAUGCAGGAUGCUAGUAAAUAUAAAUUGCAAGAAUUGAAGAUGACUAAUCAGAUUAUGUUAUCAAUAUUGAUUGAGUUUUUGUUGAAAUGUGAUUCAUACGAUUUGUUAUUUGAAAAGAUCAUGAAUGAUGUAAAUCAGAGUCUCAAAGACAAUCAUCAGUUUUUCUUAUAUUGUUUAUAACCCUUUUAUUAGUAGAAGUUUGUUAAAAGGAUACCUGUGAGUAUGCUGAAUAAAAUUAUAGAGAUUUACAUGAAUGAGAAGCGAUUAGAUUUGAUUUAGAUGAUGAUUUAAUCUUUGGAUCAUAAGAUUAUAAAGUCUGACCAAUUAAUCAAGAUUUGUUUGAAGUAUGGAUUAAUGAAGAGUUUGGCAAUCAUUUGUUUUCAAGGGGAUAUGGAAUAGUAUUUGACUCCGAUUUUGAAGAUUUGGUCAGUCAUUUUGACGAUGAUAGAGAAGGCACAGUUUGAGACUUGCAUUUAUUAUGCCUGUAGAGCAUUGGCUAUUAUGAAAAUGAUAUUUAUCAAUAAUGAUGCUUUGGGGGAUAUGAUGGAGGAGAAGAAGCAGGUCGAGAUAAAAAAGUAAUUAGUGAAUUGGUUGUUGAAUGAUUAGACGAUAGAGAAGUUGAUGACCCUGUAAACAAUAUCCACAUUUGAGGUGUUGUUGAAGGUUUUGGAGUACCAAAAGAAAUAUGAUAAUAGUAAUUUCAGUAGAACGAUGUUGAUCAUAAGCAAGGUGAUAAGUGUCAUACAAGCAGGAGAGAAUGAGUUUUAAAAAUCAUUUUAAUAAUUUCACAAACAAGAGAGCUUCUUGGAUGACUUGCAAAUUCAAUUUAUAUUAUUUUAAGUAAGGUACUUUAUUAGUUUUGGGGGACAUGGAUCAAGAAUUGUGGAAUAUUUAAGUUAUAUGUUAAAGAAUCCACAAGUAUUUUGUUGGAUCUACUUUACUGAAUUAAUUGAUAGUAUUAAGGAUGAUCAGAAAAUGCAAGAUAUAGUAUUGCAAUGGUAUUAUAAAAAAGAUAUAAUAGAAUUUUUGAAAUGUUAAUAUUUUAUAAAUAUAGCAAUUAAAUUGGAGAAGGAAAUAUCAAGUGCAGUAUUGGGAUUGAGUUAUGAGGCUGAUUUUACGACAUUUUCGAUGAUUAGCAUAUAUUUUGCAGAGAGAAAGAAGGAGUUCACAAGAGCGUUUAAUUUCUUUUUGACUUCGCAAAACAGAUUUGUAAGAAAUCUCGUGUUUGAUUGGGUGGAGAUGAGAAUGAAGGAAUUGCAAUAAUCAGAUCAGGACAAUUUCAAUCAAAUGAGAUCAGCCCUGAUUUUGAAGAUUAGUGAUUUGAUACAAAUCGAUUGGAAUAAAACUAGGAUCAUAUUCUCAAAUUACAAUAGUGAAUCAGAGAAGGUAGUAAUUGAGAAGUUAUCUUAAUUUCCAGAAUUACAAUUGCAAUACAUUGACAAUGUAAUUAAAAGAGAGAGAGAAUUGGGGAAUAAGGUAGAUUCCAACUUCCUCAUAAUCAACAUAUAAUUGUUGUGCCAAUUGAAUCCUGACAAAAUAAUUGAGGAAGUCUCACAGUAUGAUUAUCCCUUAGAAGAGAUAUUGGAACCUUGCAAAUAAUAUAAAAUACUGGCAGCCCAAGCGUAUAUUUUAGAGAAAAUGGGACGAAUAGUGGAAUCAGUUUCGAUAUCUUGUUAAAUAUUAAGAUAGAUUAUACAAAAGCAUAAAACUGAGUUGGAUUAGAACUAUAAACUAUCGAUGAGAUUAGGUGGAGGAGGAUCAGAUGAACAUCAUAAACUUGCCAAUUUAAAAAUAUUAUUUCCUAUGGGCAAAAAGAAAAAGAAGAAUGGUUAGGCUUAGGAAGAAAUUAAUAUUAUGAAGCCAUUUGAAGAUGCAAAGUUUGCAGCCACAAAUGAGAUAGUUAAUCAAAUUUAGAAAAUUGUGAAGAUUUGUAAGAAUGAUAAAUUCGAAAAGAAUGAAGAGAAAUGGUAUACUUUAUUAGAUCAACUAAUUGAUAUAAGAGACAAUUUAAUAUUUGAUAGUCCAUCUUAGAACUUUAUGAAGCAUAGUAUAUUCACCACUCAAAUCUGUCACAUCUUUGCAACAAUUGCAGAAGUAUCUAAUUUGGGAUCUCUUAUUUAUUAAUUAUCAAACAGGUAUAAUAAUUUAGAUUUGGGACAAUUGAAGAAGGCAUUCCAGGAGAUAAUUCAAAAUUAUCUGUACACUUAGCAUUUGUAAUCAAAUGUACAGUACCUGUUAAUGAAUGACAUUUACGAGAAAUUAACUGUCUACAUUCAGAAAUCGAAGAUUGGCAUUACUAGUAAUAGGAUUUGUUAUAAGAACAGAACUGAGUAGAGUUUGGAUGGGGAUUGCAAAGUUAGUAAUGAUGAUUUUGUAGUGUUUGAAUGCAAACAUAAUUAUCAUAAGAAGUGCGUUAUGAUGUAUCAGGGAGUGGCAUUUUGCAAUCUGUGUUUCAAGGUAGACCAAACAUACUCAUAUAAAUUGAUGAAUUCUAAGGUCUUGGAAGGUGCAACCAAUUUGGAAUAGGAUGAUAAUGAAUUAUUGAAGGAAGAGAUAGAGAAUGUGAACAAAUUCAAUAAUUCUUCGAGUCAGCAGAACAGUGAUGAUGUGAAAUUCAUACCUAAAGUGUCAGAAGAAACCAUGGAGAAGAGAAAAAAAAGAGUGAAUAAACUUUAUUACUUUGAUAGGAAGAGGAAUGACAAUUAUAAUAUCAUGGAGGAUACCAACAGAGACAUUGAUUAUUGUAAUAAGCAGAAUGAAAUGAAGAGGAAGAAACAAGAGAUGGAAGAGAAACAGUCGAAACUAAACAAAAAAAGAAAAUGA